CAGUGACCACAGUUUCACGCGCACAGGCAUUCUUUCACAGACGCGCGCGCAGAUGCGGACAAUGGGUGCGCAGAAUGUUUCAGCGCGUAUUAAUAUAUAACCUUUAAAUGCGUAUAAGCCUUUCUUAAAAUAUACUCUGUGCAAAAUCGUGAAUAAAUCGUUUUAAAUUGGGUUAGAAACCUAUAUUCCUACCAAUUCUCGCGGGGCAAUGGAUUUACGGAAAAUGAAUGAAACUCAGAUCCCGUUUUGGGAAUGUUCAAGAACUCCAGACAAUUCCAGCGUGAACAGCCCAGCGUUGGAAGUUAACGCCACCUGUAGCAAUGCGUCAAUAAUUCAGAAAUUCAAACCUACACGACCAAAAGAAAUGGACUCAGUGAGGAUUAUUCUUUACUCACUUGUCUUUCUCCUGAGUGUUUUUGGGAACCUGCUGAUCAUUGUGGUCCUAAUAGCAAACAAGAGAAUGCGGACUGUCACCAACUCCUUCCUUCUCUCGCUGGCUGUUAGUGAUCUCAUGAUGGCCAUCUUCUGCAUGCCCUUUAAUCUCAUCCCCAGCCUGCUGGAGGACUUCAUCUUUGGAGCAGCGAUGUGCAAGACAGUCGCCUAUUUCAUGGGUAUAUCUGUCAGCAUCUCCACCUUCAGUCUGGUGGCCAUUGCCAUUGAAAGAUACAGUGCCAUUUGCAACCCGCUGAAGUCCAGGGCAUGGCAGACCCGUUCUCAUGCCUACAAGGUCAUCGCUGCCACAUGGACUUGGGUAAUCUCAGUCAGUAUAUCUGUCAGCAUCUCCACCUUCAGUCUGGUGGCCAUUGCCAUUGAAAGAUACAGUGCCAUUUGCAACCCGCUGAAGUCCAGGGCAUGGCAGACCCGUUCUCAUGCCUACAAGGUCAUCGCUGCCACAUGGGUACUAUCUGUGGGUAUCAUGGUGCCCUAUCCUGUGUUUAGUAUACUGGUGCCAUUCAACAAACCAAACAACAUCACGGCUCACAUGUGCAGGCUUGACUGGCCCAUCAGUCAGGUGGAACAGACUUGGUAUGUCUUGUUGCUCUUCAUUCUGUUCUUCAUCCCAGGUGUGGUGAUGAUAAUUGCCUACGGUCUCAUAUCCAGAGAACUUUACAGAGGGAUUCAGUUUGAACUGGAGCAGAAGAAAGACUCUAGGGGUGUAAAGAAUGGGUUGAAUGGUGCACUGUCUUCUGGCCAUGAUGAGAGCGAUGGAUGUUAUAUCCAAGUCCCAAAGAAGCCCCCUGCUAUGGAACUUUCUGCUCUGACCACCUCCGGCACCGUCAAGGCAGACCGUCCACGGAGCAACACCUCAGAGGCAAAGCUCAUUGCCAAAAAACGAGUGAUCCGAAUGCUGAUCAUUAUAGUAGCCAUGUUCUUCAUAUGCUGGAUGCCUCUAUACUCUGCCAACACCUGGAAGGCUUUCGACCAAAAGUCAGCCCAGCGUGCACUUUCUGGAGCUCCCAUCUCCUUCAUUCAGCUUCUGUCCUAUACCUCAGCCUGCGUCAACCCCAUCAUCUACUGCUUCAUGAACACCCGCUUCCGGAAGGCUCUCUUGGUCACAUUUGGGUGUUGCAGGAGCCCAUGCCACAAGCAGAGGAAGAGGAGGGAAGGUGAUGAUGAGAUCACUGGAGUCACAGGGGCGUCCAUAACAAAGUUCAGUUAUACCACCGUUAGCACGGUAGGACCGUGUUAGCAUUAGCAUUGCAGGCGUCUCCAGUUUGAUCCUGUGCGCUUGUGACAUGUACUGAGUUCAGAUCACCAGAUGUGUUCUUCUUUUUCAUGGUGUCAACAUGCUUUGUUCAAUGUGCCAGUGUUCAUUUUUAUUGGGAAAAGAAUACCUCAUUUGUCUGGUCUUUCUGCCCAAAGUUGGUGUGUCAGUGGUAAACUGUCUUUCUGUAGUUCAAUUUAUAUCAUUAUUGUGAUACAGUCAAAAGGUUUGGUGCACGGGAUGUGCAAAGAUGUAGCUAUAUUUUUAUUGUGUAAGACUUGUACCUUUGAUGUUAUAGAACCAAAUAUUGCAUGUUGCAUGUUGCAUGAUCAUACACAAGACUACUCUUGUAGAUAGCAGCUUUCCGGCUACAAAAUGGUACAUUUUCUUGUCUAUUUUGAGUGUUGUGGUGUAUCAUCUGUUUUUUUUGUUCUCUGUUUUGUUCUGUGAUGGUAUCUUUGUCUUAAUGAGCUUUGCUUAAAUGGCACAACUGAGACUCCUUCUUUUGUGUAUUCUGAUAAUAACAACAUCAGAUGGUUUUGUAGGAGACAAUGUUUAAUUUGAUCUCCUUCUUUUCUGAUGCACAUCUACUACAAGUUAUCCUACAUGAAGAUGUAUCAGGUGGGCAAGGCAAUUCAGUCGUCAACAGAAUCAACGGUCUCUUGGAAAUCUUCACCCCAGUUGAAGUAAUGCCCCGGUCAAAACUGCCAAGCUGCAUGACAGGUUGGAAUUUUAAUGCUCUGGCACUGGAGAUAGUGAUUUAAAUGGAAAAUAAUAAACUGUAGGGGGAAGUUUGAUGUGAUUGCCUUGGAGGCACUAAUGUUCUAAUACACAUUCUCACUAAAACACUGAAAAAAAGAAAAGAAAAAAAAGCAUUCAGUCUAUCUCACAUUGCAAUUGCUCUAAUUGAUUUCUUCCUUAUUGGUGAAGCUGAUGAGACACCUGGGAUAUUCGGCUUCUCGCCUUGCCCCAACGAACCCUCUCUGAAUAUAUAAAAGGAGAUCUAAGCUCUUGUUUGUGCUGAAAUUAAUUUAUUCAGCGGUUCAUGCUAAACAUAAAAGCUGGAUCUGCACAACGAAACCAAGCGUUUUAAAAUUCAUCCUCAAACGGAUGGAGCGCACAUGAGAUGUUUGU
Sinocyclocheilus grahami is the source of this 2839-nucleotide messenger RNA. Its product is annotated as cholecystokinin receptor-like. Gene Ontology annotation, biological process: neuropeptide signaling pathway. Gene Ontology annotation, molecular function: neuropeptide receptor activity; gastrin receptor activity. The transcript is spliced from 6 exons. The record is from RefSeq and is a predicted model, not a curated record. NCBI's taxonomy places the organism in Eukaryota, Metazoa, Chordata, Actinopteri, Cypriniformes, Cyprinidae. Gene Ontology annotation, cellular component: plasma membrane. Bases 209 to 1690 code for a protein of 493 amino acids.